AUGCAUGCACGAUUUCGUCACGUAUUCUAUUGCGUAUGCACCACUCUGGUAUUCGGUCUUCUAUACUGGAGUAAAGAAACAAGUAUAACAAAUGUCUAUAACGUUCUAAAUUCAUCCACGAGCACUAAUGGUUCAAUAUUUGACACUUGUCCACUGAUACUUUAUAAUCACUUGGACAAAGAACUAUUGAAAUUCUAUUGGCCAAAUUACAAUCCAAAAGAGAAUUGCGUCGUUUACGAGCCUCUUACGGAAUUGAUAGAUGGUCGUGUCUACAUGCGAGAAAAAGCGGAAGGUUUCAAAUGUAAAGCGAGAUGUAUUCUCCCAGUCACCGACAAUAGCUAUGACAUUGGUGGAUGGGUUACGCUUCCUUCAAAAUUCGUUUUCAAAUGCGACAUUGUUGAGACUGAAUGCGUAAAAAACAGAGUGGUUGAGUCUUUCCUGCAUAUGCAAAUAUAUGAAAAAUCAGGUGGGAAAGCUUCUCCAAGGCAUGACGUAUACCUAUUGAUUGUUGACUCCACCUCUUCAUUCAUGGCAAAAAGAUCAUGGCCCAAAACUCUGAAAUACCUUAAGGAGGAAAUGGGUGCAGUUCAGAUGGAGUUUCUAAACAAGGUGGGCGAUAAUAGUCGACCUAACGGAUUCCCACUAGCAUUUGGAAAAUCAGUUGAGGGUGGUAGUCGGGAUCUUGUUGGUCUCCCUCCAUUGGUUCCAGACUGGAAUGAUACUCAAAUAUGUCACAAAUUUCUCGACAAUUAUUCGUACCAUUUAUGGGAUUAUGCAAAGGAAGGGUACAAGACUAUGACUGCACAAGAUUUUGACGUCGGUAUGAUUUACUAUCCGAAGUGUCUGGGAUUUAGCAAGAGCGAGUCAGAUCACGUGUGGAGGCCUUUCGACCUCCGCAGGGGAGACUCAACUGAUUUCAAAAAGAGUCUGGAAGAAUCGUGCAGCGAGCGUCAUUUGGAAAUGUUAGAGUAUCUCGAGAAAUUCAUGUAUGCUUAUCCAGGUGUACCAAAAAUUGCUCAAAUAUGGCCAACAACACUGGCACACGAGACGCUCAAGGAUCUAUUCCAUUCCGACGAUCACUUCUUGAAUUUCUUCCAGAGGAAUAAGAAAUUCGUCAAUCGGUCGUUUUUCUUUUUCAUGGGCGAUCACGGGCCAAGACGAGAGGGUAUAGGAGAGUUGCGAUUGGGCCAAUACGAGAAUCUCAAUCCUUUUCUAAUGGUUAUAAUUCCUGCCAUCUACAGAAAUACUGCCAUACACGACCAACUGAAGAAAAAGGCACACGAACUAAUGACAAAUUUUGACAUCCAUGCCACUUUAAUGGAUAUCCUUAAGUUGCAACCAAACGUUGGUUUCUCGGAUGCCGCUCAUCGGGAAAUGAUGCCGUUGAGCAAAGGUUCAUCGCUUCUGCGGGAAUGGAGAGGACCGCGCAACUGUCGCACACUUCCGAUACCGUCCCAGUAUUGUAUAUGUCAAUAUAACAAGACAGAAGUCACGGAACCAAGUGUACAUCUACUUUUGGGACAGUUCUUUGCCAAGCAACUUAAUUUACAUUUGGCUGACGAAGGUCUUGAUGGGAAAUGUCAAAUGCAGCACUACAACAAGUCUUCGAGCAUAAAGGCGAUAAAAGAUGGAAAUUCAACGCUCUAUGAGACGGCAGUUUAUUUGAGUCCUUCCGGAGGACUGUUCUCAGCCUUCCUUCGCUCAAAUCCAGAUGCUCUUACCUUGAGUUCGGGCUUCACACGAUUGGAUCAAUAUGGGAAACAAGGAGAUUGUUUAGUUGGAAAUCCAAAUCGACCUUUGUGCCAUUGUAAAUGA
Messenger RNA from Necator americanus (New World hookworm), 1815 nucleotides. RefSeq lists its product as uncharacterized. The record is from RefSeq and is a predicted model, not a curated record. The transcript has 15 exons. NCBI's taxonomy places the organism in Eukaryota, Metazoa, Nematoda, Chromadorea, Rhabditida, Ancylostomatidae. Bases 1 to 1815 code for a protein of 604 amino acids.